AUGUCUGUGUCAAGCCCCUUGGAUGUGGAGAACAGCCCCUGGAUGCUGCCAGGGCCCCCAGUCACAGAGGAGGAGGACACAGAACCCAGGGAGAAGGUCUGUGCUGUGUGUGGGGACCGUGCCACCGGGUACCACUUCCACGUCAUGACCUGCGAGGGCUGCAAGGGCUUCUUCAGGCGCUCCAUCAACAAGGGUGUCCACUUCACCUGCCCUUUCACCCGCAGCUGCCCCAUCACCAAGGCCAAGCGGCGGCAGUGCCAGGCCUGUCGCCUCCAGAAGUGCCUCGAUGUGGGCAUGAGGAAGGACAUGAUCCUGUCGGAGGAGGCCCUGCGGCAGCGGCGGGCGCUGCGGGGGCAGCGGCGGUUGCCCGACUGCCCAGGCGAGGACGUGCUGCCCGGCGUCUUCUCCAUGCUGCCCCACUUUGCUGACCUCAGCACCUUCAUGAUCCAGCAAGUCAUCAACUUUGCCAAGGAGAUCCCUGCUUUCAGGAGCCUGCCCAUAGAUGACCAGAUCUCACUGCUGAAAGGGGCCACCCUAGAGAUCUGCCAGGUCCAGUUCAACACCGUCUUCAAUGCGGAGACCAACGCCUGGGAGUGCGGGCAGCACUGCUACACCAUCCAGGAUGGAGCGCUGGCUGGUUUCCAGCAGAUCUACCUGGAGCCACUGCUCAAGUUCCACAUCAGCCUGAAGAAGCUGCAGCUGCACGAAGCCGAGUACGUCCUGCUCCAGGCCAUGCUUCUCUUCUCGCCAGACCACGCCAGCAUCACCCAGCAUGAAUUCAUCGACCAGUUCCAGGAGAAGGUGGCCCUGACCCUCAAGAGCUACAUUGACCACCAGCAUGCCAUGCCUGAGGGCCGGUUCCUCUAUGCCAAGCUGCUGCUGCUGCUGACAGAGCUGCAGACACUGAAGGUGGAGAACACGCGGCAAAUCCUCCACAUCCAGGACCUCUCCUCAAUGACGCCGCUGCUCUCUGAAAUCAUCAGCUAG
Molecule: messenger RNA, 987 nt
Organism: Chaetura pelagica (chimney swift)
Lineage: Eukaryota; Metazoa; Chordata; Aves; Apodiformes; Apodidae
Gene: NR1I3
Product: nuclear receptor subfamily 1, group I, member 3
Exons: 8
Coding region: 1-987 (328 amino acids)
Biological process (GO): positive regulation of transcription by RNA polymerase II; negative regulation of transcription by RNA polymerase II; cell differentiation
Molecular function (GO): nuclear receptor activity; zinc ion binding; RNA polymerase II cis-regulatory region sequence-specific DNA binding
Source: RefSeq, a predicted model, not a curated record